GUUGUCUUAUGAUUAUUUCAUUGAAAUUACAACUUUAGCACACUCCUUUCUUCUUCCUUCUUCCUUCUUCAAUCUGCAGUUUUUCUUUGUUUGAUUCUUCUUCUUCAAUAGAGUAGAUGAGUUUAAGAUCUUUAUCGAUUCAAGGAGGUUGAUGAAACUAAAAAUGGCGAUUCUGAUGAAGCUAACUCAAAUCCCUCAAAAACCCAUUUCUUCUCAUUCGUUUCUGAUUUAUGCAGCUUCUUAUUGUACUCAUCUUCAUAAAUCCACAACUGAAAUCGAAAGAAUCGCGAAAAUUAUCAACGACCAUCCAUUUCCUGAUCAACCUCUUCACCCCACUCUUCUUCACCUCAUUCCAUCUCCUCUUCCUUCAAACACUUUCCUCAACGACGUCCUUGGCCACCUCUUCGCAGCUCAUUCCAAUGGCCUCAAAGCCUUGGAGUUCUUCAAAUUCUGCCUCCACCAUUCUCAAGCUUCCCCAACUCCUGACGCUUUCGAGAAGACCCUUCACAUUCUCGCCAGAAUGAGGUAUUUCGAUCAAUCAUGGGAGUUAAUGCGUGAGAUUCGACAAACCCACCCUUUUUUGCUUACUCUCAAGUCCAUGAGCAUCUUGCUUUCGAGGAUUGCGAAGUUUCGAUCAUUUGAAGAAACCAUUGAAGCGUUUCAGAGAAUGGAGAAUGAAGUAUUUGUUGGGAGGAAAUUUGGUACUGAGGAAUUUAAUGUACUCCUUCGAGCUUUUUGUACUCAGAGACAAAUGAAAGAGGCGCGAUCAGUGUUCCACAAGAUGUAUUCUCGAUUUCCCCCGAAUAUUAAAACCAUAAAUCUCUUGCUUUUAGGGUUUAAGGAAUCGAGUGAUAUUACUUCUGUUGAGCUUUUCUAUCAUGAGAUGAUUAAGAGAGGUUUUAAGCCAAAUGCUGUGACUUAUAGCAUUAGAAUUGAUGCAUACUGCAAAAAGGGUUGUUUCGUGGAUGGUUUGAGAGUUUUUAAAGAAAUGGAGAGGGCAAAAUUGGAGCCAACAUUGGAAACAAUCACUACUCUUAUCCACGGAGCAGGGAUAGUAAAGGAUAAAACCAAAGCACGCCAGCUGUUUGAUGAAAUUCCUCUGAGAAACUUGUGUCCUGAUAUUGGAGCUUAUAAUGCUUUGAUAAGUUCCUUGAUUAGGUCUGGUGAUGUAAAGUCUGCAGCAGCUCUAAUGGAAGAUAUGGAGGCUAAACACAUUGGACAUGACAGUGUGACCUACCAUAUGAUGUUCUUAGGCUUGAUUCGAUUGGAGGAUGUUGGAGGUUUUCGUGAGUUGUAUAGCAAAAUGGUACGGCAAAAUUUUGUGCCUAAAACACGAACGACAGUGAUGAUAAUGAAGUUUUUCUGUGAAAAUCGUCGAGUUGACUUGGCUUUGGGUUUCUGGGCUUAUUUGGUAGAGAAGGGAUACUGUCCUCAUAGUCAUGUGUUGGAUCUGUUGGUAACAGGAUUAUGUGCCCGUGGAAUGGUCCUUCAAGCAUUUGAAUGCUCUAAACAAAUGUUGGAGAGAGGGAGACAGAUGAGUGAAGCAGCAUUUCUGAUAAUGGAGAGAUCUCUUCUGAAGGCACGUGCAACAGACAAAUAUGGGGAGCUUGAACAGUUGAGGAAGAAGCUUAAAACUGUUUUGCCCCCACCAAAUCAGUUCUUAUCUGAGAUUCCAGCAUCAUAGACAAAUAAAAUACUGUAUCAUUAAAGCAACCAUGGAUCCUUUGAUGUUGCAAGUAGCCAUGCCGUUGAAAUUUCAACGGAACACAAGGAAGCCUCAAUUGCUUUAGAUAGAUGGCCAGAUUACAAACUCAAGACCUCAAGACCGAGUAUGAAAAAUCUACAAGUCAAACACUUCAACUGCACAGUGUAGAAGGUUAUGAUUUACAGAAAUUAUAAACUUAUGGGUAUUAUUCAGAAUGACCGAAUACUUGGGUACUGUACUGAAGCUUUCAUCUCGUGCUCGAUUGCUGCAGUUUCCUUCGCUUAUGGUCUUAAGGACGCAUUAGACAACCACAUUAGUUCACAAGACUAACGAUUUAGAUUGAAAUUAGGUAUAUAUACAAGGGAACCAAAAAAGAGCCUUACAACAAUAUACAAAAAGCAGUUCUAACCGGGAUUACUAAGAAAGAUAGGAUCUAAAAAAGAACUGAACAUCGCCCUGGCCUCAAAAGACCUGCUUGCCACAAGAACAACUCUUUAGUCAUGAAAAUGCAUGCAAUGGGCAUGCAAAGAAGAAGCUCUGCAAUCGUCUCUCUACAACUCUUCAAGCUCAAGUUGAACAUCUCAAAGAAACAAUUUCACACAAACACAUCGCAGAAGUAAAUGAUCGAGGCCUUCCGCAACCAUCUUGCAGAUAGUACAACAAAGUUGUUCAACCAAAAAGGAACCUUAGUUGAAAUUAGAAACAAAGUGCUGACUUUUCCAUGACCUGCCACAUGUAAAACUUACAAACCCCUCUCCCCAAUUUCCAUGUUGAUGUUAAUGAAAAAGAAUCAUCAAAUGAAUGCAUACAACGCAAAUUUUUUUUAUUAAA
Messenger RNA from Cucumis melo (muskmelon), 2536 nucleotides. Its product is annotated as pentatricopeptide repeat-containing protein At3g61360. The record is from RefSeq and is a predicted model, not a curated record. The coding region runs from base 152 to 1684 and encodes 510 amino acids. NCBI's taxonomy places the organism in Eukaryota, Viridiplantae, Streptophyta, Magnoliopsida, Cucurbitales, Cucurbitaceae. Gene Ontology annotation, molecular function: protein binding. The transcript has 5 exons.